CAGCUUCGAACCCAAGCCUUUCAAAUCGAUCCCACGCCACGACAACCUGUAAGACUUCGUAUAUUGAAUCAUUGAGAGCAUAAGCGGAAAUGCUUGCACUGCAACGACCCGGAAACUCUGGAGAUAAAUGUGUCGCCAACAUCCUCCCUUGCCGCAUCCAUCAUAAGGGCCCAACCAAGGUGACGAAGAGAUAUUGGUCGCCUCAAGUUGAGAGAGAUGGCACGGCGACGUCCUACUUUCGGGGUCGCCGUUUACGAGGCAAACCCUUGAAAGUACCUCUUGGGUAUCAAGGUGUCGUCGCAAAAACAACGGACCGAUUCCUCCCACAGCCUUGCAGAACGCAACUUGGCCCCACCUAUACCGUGGUGGAUGAAGACAUUGAGAUCGUUGAUGAUGCAGACGAAGACGAGCCUCCGGAACCGGUCAAGGUACUCGAGGAAUUGUCAACCUUCGAAGACGUUAUAGUCUGGGGUCAUGACGCGGUGCCGACAAACGAAGACAUCUUUGUGAAGGGCAUUGAAGAGUGGAUUGCCUUUGCCGAGGCGAUCCAUGGUACUCCCACGAAGCUUACCCGGCAGCGUAACACCGAGAAUGAAAAAGAAGAUGGUCGAGACGGAUGUACGACAACGCGUGUCUCGACUCCCUAGUCAUGAUGGACCUUUGAAUACUGUUGUUUGGCACUCGACCACUCGUUCUUCAAUCGAAUGUACUCCUCCGAACCGAUACACCGUCUCCAAUAACCCUUGAAGAUCUCGCUAGCCUCUUCUUUCUCUCUCCUCUUCCCAUCCACAUCUUCUUCAGUCCAUUUUGCCAACUGCUUCCCACCGGCACCAUAUUUGCGGCCUCCUUUAUGGUUGGCAUAUCGACGGGCGCGCGUCAUCCCCAUCUGGAUGAAUUUGCGAGUCAUGUCGGCGCCAACCAGAUCUCCGCGUUCCACGUACGAUUCGA
Cladophialophora immunda is the source of this 948-nucleotide messenger RNA. RefSeq lists its product as uncharacterized. Bases 90 to 647 code for a protein of 185 amino acids. The record is from RefSeq and is a predicted model, not a curated record. Gene Ontology annotation, biological process: RNA catabolic process. NCBI's taxonomy places the organism in Eukaryota, Fungi, Ascomycota, Eurotiomycetes, Chaetothyriales, Herpotrichiellaceae. The transcript has 3 exons. Gene Ontology annotation, cellular component: ribonuclease H2 complex.